AUGAAACUCAGUUGCUCCAUUGAUUCUCGAGGAAACUGUAUCCAUAAUGAAUCACCUGUGAAAAGGGGCAGCAUCACAGUCAAUGGUGAUCACUCCAUGACUGAACUCAAUUCCAAGCCUCAGUCCUUGUCUCCAAUGCCUUAUCAAGCCAGUUUAAAUGACUUGAGUACCCGAGAGGAUAUGUUUUUUGAUUCUUAUCCCUGGCUAGAGUCUGAUUGUGAAGAUUACCUCAGUGUCGAUGGUGAUUUUACUCCAUCAUGUGGCACUACUCCUAUUCACCAAGGCAGCUAUAUCGAAACUCCUCCAUGUGAAGAAUCUCUCUAUAUUAUUGGUUCAGCCAGGUCAAUACCUGAACCUUCUCCAGCUGAUAUGAAGAAGCAACUAAUUGAGCUCUUUCGAGAGAACAUCAGUAACGAUCUGGCUGAUGAGAACCCAAGUUUCCAAGAUACAGUCAAUGGCAAGCCUAUCGCCGUUUACCUCCCUCCAAAACGUACAAGUAGAAGUCCAUAUCGAUCUGUAGAGAGCUCUGUUUGCAGCAGUGAAACAACUCCACACAGAGGUUCCAAACCCAGGAAAGAGAAACCAACUCAUUAUGCACAUUGCUGCCUUCCAAAUAUCGUGCGGAGCCUGAGCUUUAGUGAGGGGAAGAGGGGGCUGACCCCUGCCUAUAGUGGUGGACAGAUCACUUUCACCUUUGUCUUCUUAAUCUUUACUCCAGCUUUACCAUUGUUGGUGGUGUCACACAUGGUUGGCAUUGAAGACAAGUUGUUGAACGACAAAUUCAAGUUGUUCAAAAAAGUCAAGCUUGGAGGAAUCGGGCCAGAAAGAAGGUUAGAUGAAAGGACAAGAGUUUCUAACUACUUCAAGCUUCCAAUAAUCUCUGGUAUCACACCAGUUAGCUGGUUCCAGGACAAAUUCAGGGCCAGUAAAGUUGAGAUAUUUGUUAUCUCCUCUGGUGUCACUCCUAAUAGAUUGCUGUAUGACAGGCCUAUGAUAUUUACCAGUGAAAUUAUGUUAGCAUAUUCAACGAGUCUUCCUUUCACAAUCAACUCCGCAUGUCUAGAGUGCGACAUACGCAGGGUUGAUGGCAGAAAUUUGAAAAGAAAGAUUGGCAAUUUCAAAGCAGUUAGAAUGUUAAAUUGCCAAGACAUUUGGGAAUGGAACCUGAUAAAUUAUUAUGUGCAAGGCCCAAAAUGUGUAGACUGGAGAGGGAAAGAUUCGUCACAUUUGGCCAAACUGGGAGUUGCCGCACUGAGUGGUCGGAACUCAAAUCAGCCCAUGCUCAAAGUUUAUAACUUAUUGAGACGGGAAGAGUUCCACUUAAUUGGGCCCACUUUGCGACCGCUGAUUGCAAUGGAAAGUAGACUGAAAGGAGGAAUCCAGUCAUUUCUCACAUUGAAAACCAAAGGGUUGGAUCCAGAUGAUAAGGAAAGAUCCGACAGAAGUGUGAGGUAA
Messenger RNA from Dovyalis caffra, 1455 nucleotides. Lineage: Eukaryota; Viridiplantae; Streptophyta; Magnoliopsida; Malpighiales; Salicaceae. The record is from the annotation of a GenBank genome assembly.